Molecule: messenger RNA, 1944 nt
Organism: Cyphellophora europaea CBS 101466
Lineage: Eukaryota; Fungi; Ascomycota; Eurotiomycetes; Chaetothyriales; Cyphellophoraceae
Exons: 2
Coding region: 1-1944 (647 amino acids)
Biological process (GO): regulation of DNA-templated transcription
Molecular function (GO): zinc ion binding; DNA-binding transcription factor activity, RNA polymerase II-specific
Source: RefSeq, a predicted model, not a curated record
AUGGCUACAGAGCCGACUGCUCAGAAACGGCCGAGGUCGCCGACUGCGUCUGAUCAGGCAUUGCCGGCUCCCAAGGUGCAGCGGACGCAUGGGAACCAGCUGCAGAUCAACUACCUCGCCAGACAACACAAAGAGACUAUUCCUCUCGUCACUGUCAAUGAGAAGCUUCCGGAGCUCCUCCGACUUGUUGGCGAGUACGAUGGCGUCCUCCAGCGACACGAAUCUAUCGCCGGCAAUUUAGGCGCAUGCCCUCUUGGUCCAAUCCUCCUCAAGCGCUUCGACCGCCUCUUCGAUGGCCCUCCACGUAUUCUAAAAUCCCACGCUCGCGAUGCAAAUGUCACAUGGCUUGACGUCGUUGAGUUUGCGCAGAAUAAGCCGGAGCAAUUCAAUCUCGAGAAGAUGCGCAACGGCGUUCGUGUGUGCCAGUUCUAUACCAAGCAGUGUCGGGUAGAGAUCUCUGAGGAGGAUUUCGUUCUCAUCGCCAGUGGUAUGCCUCAGAAGCUAAUCCCGCCACAACCCAUCCUAGAGGACGAAGAGAAGGAACUGGGAGUCAUGGAUCUCCUCGACCGAAAUCUCGGGCAAGUCAUCCAACUCGCUGACCAAGUCUCCGCUCGUGCCCGUCAGCUCAUUCAUAAGAUGAAAAACCGACGUACAGCCAUCCUAUCACGAAGAGAGACGGAAGGUGCCAACGCCCCUCAAGCCCCACCACUUCGCUCAAACGGCUCACCGCAUGCAGAAGCCAACGGUAUUGCUGCGCAACCAGUCCGCAGCGUCGAGGCUGCAUCACCGACCAUGGGCUUCACUGCCGUCAAUGUACGCCAGUCGAUCAGUGAAGCUCCCAAGACUAGCAGCAUUACUGCGGACGACCUUUUCCCCACUUCAAGUGCUGGCAAUGUGACCUACAUUAAUGGCAGAUCCAUCAAAGGAGCUUCACCUACGGAGCGAGCUGAAAUGAUGAAGAAGUUCAUGUCUUCUAGUGAUCGCGAGAGCGGCGCCCAUGACUCCGAUCGCCGCGCUUCAAUCGGGACUUCGUCACGGCCACAGCCACUGAAUCAGCCUUCGGCAAACCGACCCCGCUCCGAUUCAGUCGACUAUACUGGCAGACCUAUGGAAAGCAACCCAAAUGCUCUUGUUGCCAUUCCCAGCACACCUGCUCAGCUCAUGCCCCCAGCAAAGAGCCCCUUUCUCGAACGAGAUGAUGGCGGACCUUUCAAGUCCGAGAUGGUGAGCAGAAUGGAAUCCAUGCAACGAGGCGAGCGCGUCAUGCCACCGUGCGACCGUUGCCGACGGCUGCAUAUGGAUUGCUUGAAGAAUCUAACCGCCUGUAUGGGCUGUACCAAGAAGCAUGCCAAAUGCUCUUGGAAGGAUGUUCGACCAGAUGAGCUUCAAGAACUUGAGAGAGGAUUGGAUGGCGAGCAUGAUAAUCAUCGGCGAGAACCAAUUCCCGACCACACCUCACCGCCCCGGACGAUCGCCGAAGUGACGCGACAGAUUGAGGAAAGCUCGCGACCACCUAAUUCUCUGUCUGCUCCACCAGAACAGAAGGAUGAGGCUGGCGAUACUGUCAUGGAAGAUAGUGCUCCACAAAAGGAUCCAAGUCCCCCACGUGCAGACCCUCCUUUGGCAACCGAAGCUCUCCGGCCGCCUACGCCUAAACCUUCUCCUAAACCCUCGCCGCCAGCGACAGCACCCGCAGCAGCACCUGCUCCAAUGCAGUCUAAAUUCGACGUCAAACCACCAGCCUUUACGCAACAGCUCCAGGACGCAGCAAGCCGCAUCUCGCCACCUCGCUAUCCGCAGUAUUCUGCCUACCCUCCGAAAGAUUCACAUCGAAACAUGGAUAUUGACGAGAAUGACGAGGGCGAUCGUUUACAGGCUCUAGCCGCGCAAGUCUACCGCUCGGCUUCUCAAAGUGUGAAGCCGCAAGAGUCAAGCCAGGCGUAA